Messenger RNA from Chlamydomonas reinhardtii, 2233 nucleotides. RefSeq lists its product as uncharacterized. The record is from RefSeq and is a predicted model, not a curated record. The transcript is spliced from 3 exons. Bases 409 to 921 code for a protein of 170 amino acids. NCBI's taxonomy places the organism in Eukaryota, Viridiplantae, Chlorophyta, Chlorophyceae, Chlamydomonadales, Chlamydomonadaceae.
CCAUCUGCGCCGAGUCGCCGACACCGCCCGAUCGCGCCCAAGGGCGGCGAAUCAGUCGCCUCGUCGGCCUACGGUGCUAAGUACUCUGCACAGGCGCUAUAAUUCAAUACUUAUGAGCAUGAUAUAUUCUUGCACCUUGCAGCGUUCUUGUUGAGUGAGCCAGGGGGCGAAAUGGCAUCAGGGUGGCCGAGAGACUUUGGCGGAGCCAGCAAUGAUGAGCGGCUUGCAUUCUGCAUCUAUCACACACGCCAAAUUGUAAACAAGUCGGUGGCAUCGGACCAGCGCGCUUCUUCCCCCGCCUCAAAACGCUUCCAGCUCACAGAAAAGGAUUACAGCAGAAUAAAAGCGUUGACACAAUCGCCCUAUCUGUUUUAUGAGCGCUCCCCUGAGGUCCAGCGGCUGUGGGAGAUGUGGCGCUACUCGCAGUGGGACAUGAGCUCGCACUCCGUGGCUCGGGUGCAGGAUAUGCUCGGGCAGUGGGCGCCCCGUGAGCGGGCCAGCACCGCGCCCGACGCAGGCGGCGGCGGCGGCGGCGGCGGCGGCUCGGAGCGCUUCCGGCGGCGCAGCAGCCUGCUAGCCGGUGGCGGCGGCCGCGGCCGUGGCGGGUCCAGCCUGCGUACCACAGUCACGGAGGAAGUCACGGAGGCGGGCGAGGCCGGUGCGGACCAGCAGGGUGGCGCGGGGCCCGAGGAUAGCGCCCGCGCCGGCCCCUGCCGCAGCGCCAGCCCGACUGGGAGGUUGGGGCGGCGGCAGCAGCCGCGGCCGCCCAGCCGUGUGCCCAACCACCCGUCCUUCCUGACGGGUGCGGAGAAGCGCGCGCACCUGGAGGCCGUGAAGGCGGACCAGGCGGGGCGGCCGGUUUGGCGGCCGGGGGGCUCGGAGCUGAUUGGCUGGUCCGGUGUGCGGCUGCGUGACGGGUAGGACAGCAGGAGGUGGGAGGUAACGGGGCGCGGGCCGCCGGCCCCCGCGCAGUCCGGUCCCAGACCAGUAGUCCCGCCCAGUCCCGCCCAGGUCCCAAUCUGGUCCCAGACCAGUCCAGGCCCGCUUUCGGCCCGGUCCGCACCGGCCUUGCGGCACCUCGCGGAGGCGAGGCACCGCAGUGGGCGGCGGCGGCAUGUGGAGGGGCGCAGCCAGGGAAUGCCACGCGGGAGCAGGUGGCGAGGUGUGGGCUGGGGUGGGGUGGCAGCGCUCGCGCGGUGGGUCGCUGAGUGGUCAUGCGGUGCACGACACACUCAAAGCCACUCAUAAGGGAUGCUAGCAGUCAUGCGUGGCGCGCAAGGCGCGGUGGGCCAGGCACGGGAGAAGGAGAGAUCUCUUGUUCGGUUGCAAAAAGCGCCGCUAUCCGUGCGUACGUCAGGUUCAAGCUGCAUCAGUUGCACAAGUCGCAUUAAUUGCACAGCUUGCCUAGUCAUACAUGAGAUGCGAUAUAGAUGCAUACUGUAGAUGGCAGCUGCAGGGAUGUGGCCUGCGUAGGACUAGGUAGCGCGCGGCUUAGGUCGUAGACAGGGCACGCAGGCUUCACGGAGACACAAUACUUCUCAUAACUUGCAGUGUAGCGCUAAAGCUUGGAAUGCUCUCGAUACUGGCGGACCGGCCAUGCCGACUGCAUACAUUCAUACUGCUGACUUAUACAUUCAUGUGGUGGGCUCGAGACUGUGCAGGAGCUCGCAACUGAAUGACGCUGGUACGCUGGAGGGGACGGAGCUAGGUGUAGCGGCAGCAGUACUUGACGGGCAUCGGAGAAGUGGGCCUGGGAUCGUGCUAGUACCGAUACUUGCCAGUUGAGCAUUUAUGAAUUGGUCGGCUGCUGCCAUAGGUUUACGAGGUUUCUAGGAAGUAGUUGUAGCGCCCGCAGUAGCUGGCAGGCGGCGGGGGCUUGCGGCCUUGAUUGCGGCCGGGUCUCUCACAGUAACCUGGGACAGCCUGGGAGGGGCGCUGCCCGUGCUGAAGUGCUCGAAGAGUGGUGCCCAGGGUGCGUGGAAAUCAGUUUCACCUUGUUCGUGUUGAAGUUUGAACAUGGUUCGCGUUGAAGGUUGUAGCCGGCAGGUUGACAGGCAUCGAGCACCAACGGUGUUAGGGGCGAGCGAGUCGAGGGGCCGACUUCGAUCGAUGACAGGUCGCCCCUCAACGCGGUUCUUUUCAUAAAGUUACAAGGCCGGUUGUAAUUUGUGUUCAUGGACAUAUAUAUCAGACAGGGCUCGUGGCGCAGUGCCAUUUAAGUGACAUUCUACGC